Nerophis lumbriciformis (worm pipefish) is the source of this 3958-nucleotide messenger RNA. It is a transcript of the gene fbxw7, whose product is annotated as F-box and WD repeat domain containing 7. Gene Ontology annotation, molecular function: ubiquitin binding. Gene Ontology annotation, cellular component: cytoplasm; nucleus. Gene Ontology annotation, biological process: ubiquitin recycling; proteasome-mediated ubiquitin-dependent protein catabolic process. Lineage: Eukaryota; Metazoa; Chordata; Actinopteri; Syngnathiformes; Syngnathidae. The record is from RefSeq and is a predicted model, not a curated record.
GCCAUACCUGACGUCACAUCCCCGCGACAGCCAUUUGUCAAGAGACGAGCAAAUCUACUGGCAGUGGUGGCGGCAGUCAACGCCAAAUUACCCCCGUUAGACAAGCCCUUUUCUGCCAUUAGACGCACCCCCUUCUCGUCACCAACGGAGGCCGUUAAAGCGGGUGACGUAAAGGGACAUCAUCGACAUCUUCCCGGCGGUGUUAGCGGACUGCUUUGACCGGAGCGGCUAAUGCUAGCUAGCCGACACACGGAGCGAUGCUAGUUAGCCGGUGCUGCUAACGUGUCGCCCUGCAGCACACACGGGGGAAGCAGCCACGGAAAGGCGGGGGAGAGUCUCCGGCGUUGGCGCCUGUAAGCUGACGAGGACCCGGCUUUGACGACCACCAGGAGCUACCGGAGAGGCCCGCUGUUCCCGUGCAUCCUUUUAUCUCCGAGAACGGCAUCACAGCGUUCUGACCCGCCGAUGACCUCUUGGACAAGCGCACUGAAAGGGCUUUGUGCACGGGACGAGGAGUGGACAGCGAGCGUGGCAUCGGCAGCGAAGACGAGCGCUUGUGGCUUGAGCAAACACAGGCAGAGAGACCUCAUGUCAAGACCUUCUCCUCCUCAGACAGCUUAGCGAAGGUCCAGGAGGUAGCAAGCUGGCUUUUGGAAAUGAACCAGGAUCUGCUGUCGGGGGGCAGCAGCAGCAGGCGGAGUCGGGGGCCGGGGGGUUCGGCGGUGAGAGGUAACGCCUCCUCCACGGCCCGGGCGCCGCAGCAGCAGGCGGCGGCGGAGGAGGCCGACGAGGAUGAGCACAUGAACCGGGUGGUGGAGGAGGCGGAGCAGCUGCGACCCAGGGUGAGGCCCGAGGCGUCGCAGGUGGACGUCGACAGGGGACAAGCGUGGGCGCCCAGCGAGUCGGGGGCCAGCAACGGCCCCGGGGGGGACGAGGAGGGCCCCCCCAACAAGGUGAACAGAGGCGAGAAAGGAGCCAGGUGGACGUGGAGGGCGGAGCAGAGGCCGCAGGAGGACAACGAAGAGGAGGAGGAGGAGGAAGAGGAGGAGAACAACAACAGUAGCACCCAGCACGAGGAGGAGGAGGAAGAGGAGGAGAGGACAGAAGGAGGGGCGGAGCCGAGGAGGGAGGAGGAGGAUGGAGACGAGGAGGAGAUGGACCAGGACAGCGAUGAUUUUGAACACUCGGCCGAGAGUGGGCGGGAGGAGGAGGAGGAGGAAGAAGACGAGGAGGAGGAGGAAGAGGAGGAAGGAGAGGAAAGGCUGAUGUCUCCUUCCCUCAGGAACAAUGCCUCGGUUCUCACCAACAAUCUGGACUCGGGCUGCACACACCAAAGCUCUUCCAACAAAAAGAUGAAGAGAAAGUUGGACCAUGGCCCCGAGGUCCGCUCUUUCCCUUCCGGAAAAAAGCCCUGCAAAGGUCCCGAGUACCCAAGCCCGACAGGAAUCAUCCCUUGCCCGGCCACGCCCACCACGUUCGGCCACAUCAGGGCAGCCAACGGUCAGGGCCAGCAGAGGCGGCGCAUCACCUCCAUCCAGCCGCCCACGGGUCUCCAGGAAUGGCUGCGAACGUUCCAGAGCUGGACGGGCCCCGAGAAGCUGCUGGCGCUGGACGAGCUGAUUGACAGCUGCGAGCCCACGCAGGUCAAGCAUAUGAUGCAGGUCAUCGAGCCGCAGUUCCAGCGCGACUUCAUCUCCCUGCUGCCCAAAGAGCUGGCUUUGUAUGUACUGUCCUUCCUGGAGCCCAAGGACCUCCUCCAGGCUGCCCAGACGUGUCGCUACUGGCGCAUCCUCGCAGAAGACAACCUGCUGUGGAGGGAAAAAUGCAGGGAAGAAGGCAUCGAUGAGCCUCUGCCCCUCAAGAAGAGGAAAAUCGUCAAGCCGGGCUUCACCCACAGCCCCUGGAAGAGUGCCUACAUCAGGCAGCACAGAAUCGACACUAACUGGCGGAGAGGGGACCUCAAAUCACCCAAGGUGCUGAAAGGUCACGACGACCACGUGAUCACCUGCCUCCAAUUUUGUGGCAAUCGCAUUGUCAGCGGCUCCGACGACAACACGCUUAAAGUCUGGUCGGCGAUCACAGGAAAGUGUCUGCGUACGUUGGUGGGCCACACGGGCGGCGUGUGGUCGUCCCAGAUGCGUGACAGCAUCAUCAUCAGCGGCUCCACCGACCGCACACUUAAGGUCUGGAAUGCAGAGACAGGAGAAUGUAUCCACACCCUCUACGGGCAUACCUCAACCGUGCGCUGCAUGCACCUACACGAGAAAAGGGUGGUCAGUGGCUCCCGGGACGCCACCCUUCGCGUGUGGGACAUCGAGACAGGCCAGUGUUUACACGUCCUCAUGGGCCACGUGGCAGCCGUGCGCUGCGUCCAGUAUGACGGCCGGCGCGUGGUCAGCGGUGCCUACGACUUCAUGGUCAAAGUCUGGGACCCCGAGACGGAGACCUGCCUCCACACGCUGCAGGGCCACACCAACAGAGUGUACUCGCUACAGUUUGAUGGGAUCCACGUGGUGAGCGGCUCCCUGGACACGUCCAUCAGGGUGUGGGACGUGGAGACGGGCAACUGCAUCCACACGCUGACAGGACACCAGUCUCUCACCAGCGGCAUGGAGCUGAAAGACAACAUCCUGGUCUCGGGCAACGCCGACUCCACCGUCAAGAUCUGGGACAUCAAGACCGGACAGUGUCUGCAGACGCUGCAAGGUCCGCACAAGCACCAGAGCGCCGUCACGUGCCUGCAGUUCAACAAGAACUUUGUGAUCACGAGCUCGGACGACGGCACGGUCAAACUGUGGGACCUGAAGACGGGCGAGUUCAUCCGCAACCUGGUGACGCUGGAGAGCGGCGGCAGCGGCGGCGUGGUGUGGCGCAUCCGGGCCUCCAACACCAAGCUGGUGUGCGCCGUGGGCAGCCGCAACGGCACCGAGGAGACCAAGCUGCUGGUGCUGGACUUUGACGUGGACAUGAAGUGAGGGCGCCGCACCCCGCUGGCGGAGGCGGGGCUGAGGUGAGGCCACACCCACACGGGGGGGCGGGGGGCGGGGCUUGGAGGAGCGCGGCAGGAUUGAUGUACAGAGAGAUAUUAUUUUUGGAGGACACUUAAGGCCCGCCCACUCACGCCACGGGGGAGGAGUUUCAAGUUUGCUGUCGUUCCCUUCUUGACACCGCUGUGAAUUGGCGUCCCCCCCCCCCCGGUUUGUUUCACGUCCCAGUAUUAGAACCCUCGUCCAGUCUUCUCGAGACUCCGCCUCCACGAGCCGACUCGCCACUUCCAGCCCCUCCCCCUCCCCCCCGUGGCCAAACUGUAUCAAUGCUGCUAGACCAAGAGGCGUGGGGACGCAAAGAGUUGCCGUGACGUUUUAGUCCCGGGCCAAAUUCCAAACAAACAAACAAAAAAAACAAAAAAAAAGAUAACAUCGUACAGUUUUGUUGUUUUUUUGCCACUGAAACUUGAGCCAAACGUGCCUCUAGGAGGCGGAGAGAGAGGUCAGAGGUCAGAGGUCGGCAGGGGGCGGACACGGUGCAUGAGUGUUAAAAGGAAGCGUGUCCCGUUCAAAGAUGUCCCACCACACGGACUUCAAAGUGUUGCUGGACUAAAGGAAAAAGGGACACCUUUGUAGCCAAACUGUGGGCCAGUCCCAUGAUGAAGUGUGAAAGUGGUUCAACACUGUAUAGAAAACAACAAUCUUUAAUUUAUCGUCUGGUUGGACCAAUCAGAUUUGGGUUUUUGUUCCUGUAAAAGAAAAGAAAAAAGAGGACUCGGCAGACAAGAAAAAAAACCUUAAAGGGAUCGUGUAUUUGUUUCAUUCACUUAGAAUUUUAUUUUCUUAUAACUUAAAGUGCAAUAAAAUGUGGGUUUUGUUUCUUCUUUUUUUUCAUUUCAAGCAAAUCCGUUGUCUGUUUUGUUACUCGUGUGAAGGAAUCUUCUCUGUUGAAUAAAGCAAAUUAUUUGGGU